Tyto alba (common barn owl) is the source of this 2895-nucleotide messenger RNA. RefSeq names its product ATPase H+ transporting accessory protein 2 (gene ATP6AP2). Gene Ontology annotation, cellular component: membrane; external side of plasma membrane. Lineage: Eukaryota; Metazoa; Chordata; Aves; Strigiformes; Tytonidae. Bases 110 to 1189 code for a protein of 359 amino acids. Gene Ontology annotation, molecular function: signaling receptor activity. Gene Ontology annotation, biological process: positive regulation of Wnt signaling pathway. The record is from RefSeq and is a predicted model, not a curated record. The transcript has 9 exons.
CGGUUGUCCGUCAGCGCUCCCCUAGCGGGCGGGGCGCUCGGGGUUCUCCGUCCGACGGUGCGGCCCGGCGUUCUCCCAGCGGCGCUUGGCAGUGGGGCGGCCGGCGGGCAUGGGGCGGCGCGGCGGGGCUCCCCGCGGCCUGGAGCUGGCGGUGCUGGUGGCGUCGGCGUGCCUCGCCGGUGUAUGCGGUGAUGAAUUUAGUGUCUUACGAUCACCUCAGUCAGUUGUGUUUCGAGAUGGAAGUUGGCCCAUUCCUGGCGAGCGGAUCCCAGAUGUAGCUGCGUUAUCCAUGGGCUUUUCUGUUGAAGAUGACCUUUCCUGGCCGGGGCUUGCAGUGGGUGAUCUCUUUCACAGACCACGAGCCACUGUGCUGGUAACAGUGAAGGGAGUAGACAAGCUGACGUUGCCUGUGAAAGGGAUUUCUUACCCUAUUGAGAACGCUGUUCCUUUCAGUCUUGACAGUGUUGCAAAUGCUAUUCAUACUUUGUUCUCUGAGGAAACUCCUGUGGUCUUGCAGCUGGCCCCCAGUGAGGAGAGAGUGUACAUGGUGGGCAAGGCAAACUCUGUAUUUGAAGAUCUUUCUGUUACGCUGCGCCAACUACGAAACCGCUUAUUCCAGGACAACUCCAUUCUCAGCUCCCUUCCUCUCAACUCCCUCAGCAGAAACAAUGAGGUUGACUUGCUUUUUCUGUCAGAACUACAAGUCCUACAUGAUAUUGCAAGCCUGCUGUCUCGACACAAGCACUUAGCCAAAGAUCACUCUCCAGACCUGUAUUCUCUGGAACUGGCUGGUUUGGAAGAGGUUGGAAAACGGUAUGGGGAAGACUCUCAGCAGUUCAAGGAUGCUUCUCAAAUUCUUGCAGACUCUUUGCAAAAGUUUGCAGAUGAGAUGUUUAAUCUGUAUAGCGGGAAUGCAGUUGUAGAAAUGGUAGCUGUCAAGGCAUUUAAUUCUCCCCUCACGAGGAAGACUCGCUCCAUUCUCCAGUCUUCACAGAGCGAAACUGAAAAUCCGUAUAACCUUGCCUAUCCGUAUAACUACAACUACUCUGUAAUCUUCAACAUUAUUCUGUGGAUGAUGAUAGGUCUUGCUUUAGCUGUGAUAGUUAUCUCCUACAACCUCUGGAACAUGGAUCCUGGAUAUGACAGCAUUAUUUAUAGGAUGACAAAUCAGAAGAUAAGAAUGGAUUGAACUGCAUUGUAUUACAGCGCAAGGAAAUGAUGAAGAGUAAGGUCUCCUUUAAACUGUGUGGAAAACAUUCUGACAUGGUUAACUGUGGAAUUUUUUUAAAGGUGUAUUUAUUUCUAAGUAUUUUUUUCCCUCUCAGCCCUACUUUAAAUGUUAGUAGUAGCACCAGAUGGGAUUUAGAAAUUGAAAUCUGCUUGUUUUAAAAAAAAAAAAAAACAAUCCCCCAAGUAAUUGUUAUUGAAGUAACAUUCAUUCCAUUUUUUUAUCAUGUAACAUGAGUUUUUGAAAUGCCCUGUACUGCCUGUGACUGUGUGCAAAAGAGAUAAAUUGAAAUUAUGAUAGCAACAUGUUGUUUGAAACUUUUACACUGGAAGAUUAGAAAUUAUAGCUAAAUUGUUGUGUUAUAUAUUAUGAACCAAUUGUAAAUGUUUGAUGUAAAUAUUUAUAACGGCUAUAUGUAACUUCAGAGAGGAUAGUAAUUAUUCUUUAGUAAAAUACUCAGUAUAGAAAUAUUUCUACAAGACUACAAUUCUAAUGGCAUAACUGGCAUUUUGAUCUCACGUUGAUGGCUCAGAUUUGAGCCGCAGACAGAAGGAUCCCUUACAUAGAACUUUAAUGAUUUGGAGGUAAAUAACACUAGUGUGGCUGAUCUAUAUAGUGGAGAGUAUAAAUAUUGAAGUAGCACCAGUCUGAUCAUGGUCUAACGUCACAUACGGUGAGAAGUUCCUAUUAUGAUGCUUCAUAUUCCUUCCAUUUGUGUUGAUGUUGUUAUUAAAAAAAAAAUAACCAAUUCUUUUUGAUGAUAAGAGUGGACCAACACUUGAUUUAAAUAUACCUGAAUUAUAGUCCUGCUUAAACCAUUCAAUAAAACAAAGAACAGUUCUUGAAUGCAUUUAUUUUUUGUGACUUUAUAGGUGUGACUACUUCUAUCUAGUAUUAACUCAUCUGAAGGGAGUAGGUGGAAGCAGCCUCCUGUAUGUGACAGUGUGCCUAAGUCUAUAACAGUUUAGUUUUAACUAUUGUUCAGAAACAGGUGUUGGAAGAUCACCUUGUACAGAUUAAUUUUUCUAAAACAAAUAGCGAGUGUAGUUAAAAUAAGCAAUUAAUCUCUGGCUUGAAUCUUUCUUAGAACUACCUACUUUGAAACUCAUUUCCUCCUGUGGUAAAAGGAAUUCUCCCAGACUUGGGCAACAUGAAUGGAAACUAACUUUCUCAUCUCGUUGGCCUCUAAUGUGCUUAACUUGCCCUACUGUUAGGAGGUAUUUGUUCCACUUGCAGAAAAGAUCUGCUCAUUGAAUCGAUUUGUCUUGUUUACUGGGAGUGUCAGAUUUGGUGGGGUUGAAGUUGUUCAUGUCUUCGAGAUCCUGGACGGUGUUUCAUGUUGAAUUGAGUAACGUGCUGCAGCUUUGCCCAAGUCCAGGAAAUCUAGUUUAGCAUAUGUUACAAUCGUUUGAAAUUACUUCUAAUGGCACUUAAUUUGGGUGAUUACGAUCAAUAGAUAUAAAGGAAGUUGUAUUGCCAUUUUCUCUGACAAGAAUGUGUAGUUUAAUUAUUGAACAUUCUGUAACACACUUGCAGUGUUUUGAGAAUCAAAUCCAUCUGAAGAACCUGUACAACUUUAUUAUGAAAACAAUUGAAAUACAGCGCUCUCAUCCUGUUUGAUAGGCAUGAACCCUAAUGUUCUAAGUAAACUAUUACAUGAUACUCUA